AUGUUUUCGUCGGGAACGGGAAGUUCUGGACUGCGUGUUGCUAUUGUCCAUGCGAGAUGGAAUGAUGCCAUCAUCAGCCAGUUAGUAGCUGGAGCCAAGAAGAGUCUCCUGGCCGCUGGUGUUACGGAGGACAACAUCACCAUCCAGACUGUACCCGGCAGUUACGAACUGCCGCUCGGUGUGCAGCGCAUCUACGCUGCCUCUCAGGUCCAAGCAAGUUCCUCUGGGGAAGGCUUUAGUGCCACCGAUCUGUUGUCCGCCUCCACCUCCGACCUCACCAAAUCGGCCUCUUUACCCGCAAAGAAGCCUUUCGACGCCAUCAUCGCAAUUGGUGUACUGAUCAAGGGUGCGACGAUGCACUUUGAAUACAUCGCGGACGCUCUGGAUUCGGGAGUACCAGUCAUCUUCGGACUAUUGACCGUUCUGACGGAAGAGCAAGGCCUGGAACGUGCAGGUUUGGGUAAAGGUGGAAUGCACAACCAUGGCGAGGACUGGGGUAGCGCAGCGGUGGAGCUUGGCGUGAAGAGGCGCAAUUGGUCCGAGGGAAAGUUCGAGUAA
This is a messenger RNA of Penicillium chermesinum, 558 nucleotides long. RefSeq names its product lumazine synthase RIB4. Gene Ontology annotation, cellular component: mitochondrial intermembrane space; intracellular anatomical structure; riboflavin synthase complex. Gene Ontology annotation, molecular function: 6,7-dimethyl-8-ribityllumazine synthase activity. The transcript is spliced from 4 exons. Gene Ontology annotation, biological process: riboflavin biosynthetic process. NCBI's taxonomy places the organism in Eukaryota, Fungi, Ascomycota, Eurotiomycetes, Eurotiales, Aspergillaceae. The record is from RefSeq and is a predicted model, not a curated record. Bases 1 to 558 code for a protein of 185 amino acids.